This is a messenger RNA of Cornus florida, 1617 nucleotides long. Its product is annotated as putative F-box protein At3g16210. Gene Ontology annotation, molecular function: protein binding. Bases 318 to 1463 code for a protein of 381 amino acids. The transcript is spliced from 3 exons. Lineage: Eukaryota; Viridiplantae; Streptophyta; Magnoliopsida; Cornales; Cornaceae. The record is from RefSeq and is a predicted model, not a curated record.
GAACUGAACUACAAUUCUUAUAUAAAUAAUUGAAGGGUAGUUAGAACUAAUCUUCAACUAUUCUCUGUCUAAGGAUCAACCUCCAUAAAUGAAAUUAUAAUGUUGCACCGAGGGCUUGCUCUGCUAAGAAAAUCAAGAAAAUCAGUUGGUUUCAUGGUGUUCUUAGUUGGCAACGGAUCAUCCAUUCCAAACAAUCCUCCCAACAAAUGCUUGGAUCUAGAGAUUAUUUGAAAGGAGGAAAAGAAAUCACAGUUGCCGACGGAUGAUUCAUUCCAAACAAUCCCUGUGACUGUUUUCAAUCGAAUCAGUAGAAAAGGAUGCCGCAGAUGGCGACUUGUAAUGACAUUUAUCAGCUGCUUCCUCAAGAUGUGAUCAUUGAGAUCCUCUCAAGGCUGCCCGUGAAAUCACUGCUUCGGGCCAGAGUGGUAUGCAAAAAUUGGUACACUAUCAUAAAAAACCCUAGUUUUGUUACUAAGCACUUCAACCACACCAACAACAGUGGCCGUCUUUUUGUCAACCGUUUUGACAAAACUUCCCAGAAAUUUGUUUUCUCAUUGUUCCCUGAUCAAACACUAGCCGGUUCACCCCCGGUGUAUCAGGAUGUGGCGGCGGAUGUACUCCAUUAUCUUUGGGUUGGUGCCUGUAACGGCAUACUGUGUCUCUGCAAUCGCAAUAAUUGGAAACACUUUGCUCUGUGGAAUCCGGCAACCAGAGAAUUUAAGUCCCUCCCUGUAUUCCCUCGUAGCUUUCCACCCAAUGUGGCGAGCUCCCAAGAAACUUUUGGAUUUGGUUUCGAUCCCAUUACUAAUGACUACAAGGUGGUUUGGAUUUGGAACACACUGGAUGAUGUUAUGGAAAUGAGGUAUGGUCCUUAUCAGGUUGCUGUGUAUACACUUUCCACCGAUUCCUGGAGAUAUCUCGAUGUUGCUUUGCCUUAUUCUAGCAUUGCCACCCCUCGCUCUAAUACAUGCAUUAAUGGAGUUUAUCACUGGUUUGCAAUACACGAUGACGGUCAUCCUGUGAUCCUUUCAUUUGACAUGGGUAUUGAGUUGUUUCACGAGAUUCGUGAUAUUCCAAGUUCAAAACCGCCGGUUCUUGUAUCCUACAACAACUCUCUUGCUCUCAUGUAUUAUGAUCGCGGUCCAGUUAACAUUUGGGUGAUGAAGGAGGAAAGAGGUUGGUCCAAACGAUUUAGUGUUGAACUCCCUUCAGCUGUCAGAUUGCCGUUUGGGUUUUGGAAGAAUGGUCAGCUUAUUACAGAAAUUGGUGAUAGUCAUGUGGUGUUAUAUGAUCCCGAGACUCGUGAAAUUAAGCAUCUUGGAUCCCCGAUUUGGGCUGAUUGCUUGGUCUACAGGGAGAGUCUAUUCACGAUCAAGGGUGGAGAUGGGUUUCUAGAAAAUGAUCAGUCGUCUGAUGUAGAUCAAAUUAUAAACUUUUCUAAGACCCAGUUCAGUCCAACCUGACCUGCCAUUCCAGAUGAAAUAGAUUUUGAAAUUUCUGAUUUAUAUCACCUCUCUUGUGAUUCAUGCAUGUGUUCUGGUGAAAAGGAGAAAUUAUUUAUUGGUACGUGCAGAAAAUGUAAAGCCCUUGCUAUUUUAUAAUUUUAUUUAUUGGUAA